AUGCGGGAGCAACGGCGGCGCACGCGCAUGAGCAGGUUGACGCUCGAUCCGGGCGAGCGAGGGCAGCGCGCGCAGCAAGUGGGCGCUACUGGGCUGCGCCGUGCGGCGACCUGGCUGGCGAUUGGAGGUGGGCUGGACUGGGCCGGCAGCCGGUGGGCAGGAGGCGGCCUGCAGCUCAAGUGCAUAGACAUUAAACUCGUCGCCGAGUUGUGCCACCUGAAGGGUACUCUCGUGUGCAUCGACAGCACGCUUGCCUCGUCGAUCAACCAGAAGCCGCUCACCCUCGGCGCCGAUAUUGUCGUGCACUCCGCCACAAAGUACAUCGCCGGCCAUCACAACGCUAUCGCAGGAUGCAUCGGUGGCUCCCAGGAGCUCAUCAAGACAAUACGCGCAUGGCACCAAGACCUCUGCGGCGCCAUCAGUCCGGAUGCGGCCUACAUGAUCAUACGUGGGCUCAAGACAAUGACGCUGCGCGUGGAGACCCAAAACCGGACGUCUUUGCGCAUGGCGCGCCUGCUCGAGAACCAUCCGAAGAUCGAACAUGUGUACUACCCUGGGCUCAAGAGCAGCCCGUGGCACCACAUCGCCGAGAGCCAGAUGACUGGUUUCGGCGGGUGCGAGAGCCUCGUGCAGCAGCCGGCGGUCAUGUCCUUCUGGUACGUCACUGACGAGGAGAAGGCGAAGAAUGGGAUGAAGGAUAACUUGGUGAGGUUCAGUUUCGGGAUUGAGAAGUUUGAGGAUCUCAGGGAUGACAUUCUCCAAGCCCUGGAGAAGAUGUAGGACUAUUUUUUGAUGAACAAUUAAUUGUGUAGCGACUUUGAUAAAACUAGCUAGGUAGAAACCUUUCUGUAGAUAUAAUA
Molecule: messenger RNA, 860 nt
Organism: Lolium rigidum
Lineage: Eukaryota; Viridiplantae; Streptophyta; Magnoliopsida; Poales; Poaceae
Product: cystathionine gamma-synthase 1, chloroplastic-like
Exons: 5
Coding region: 1-780 (259 amino acids)
Biological process (GO): transsulfuration
Cellular component (GO): chloroplast
Molecular function (GO): pyridoxal phosphate binding; cystathionine gamma-synthase activity
Source: RefSeq, a predicted model, not a curated record